UUAGCAAAUUAGGAAGAUGACCCCCUUCCCAAAAAAAGAUAAAAGAAGAAGACACAACUAGACACUGGGCCUGUGUUAGUAGGGCCCAGCUGAGACCCCAGCUCUCCUCCGCAGAGUCCUCUGGAACUAAGGUCCAGCCCCUGCUCCCGCAGGUGACUCACCGCCGACUCCUGCAGGUUCAGGAAAUGCUCUCCCCUUGUCUACAAGGCUCACCUACUCUUAGGUGUGAGUCACUGCCAUCAGCAAGAGAGCAAGUUGCUCCAGUUGUUCCUGAGCAGGAGACUUUGCAAGGUGCCCAAAGGACGAUCUCAAGACGGGUCGGGAAGUACCUACCUCGUCUGGCAGGGGAGGAAAAUGUUUAUUUUUCAUGCUUUACCAGAAAACCCACAUCCCUGCCAACCUUAGUUUCAAGGUUUAUUCUUAAUUAGAGUUGAGGAGCCUGUUUCAACUUGAAGACGCCCGUAUCAGGUGAAUGGACGGCCAGCUACCGCAAUGAAAGACAUUAAACCAGGAGUAACCUAUGCUGAACCCUCGCCUCACCCGUCCUGCAGUGUUUCCCGACACAUGUACUUGCUGACAGUCCAUCACAACUAAAGAAUGGGGUUCAACCUGACAUUUGCAAAAUUACCAGAUUCCGAGCUGCCGAGCCCAGGGAGCCUGGCUCCCAGCAACACCAGCGAUGGCCCCGGGAGGAACGCCACCCUUAACGAGUUUGACACCAUCGUCAUGCCUGUGCUCUACCUCGUCAUAUUCGUGGCGAGCGUCUUACUGAAUGGCCUGGCGGUGUGGAUUUUCUUCCACAUUAGGAAUAAAACCAGCUUCAUACUUUAUCUCAAAAACAUAGUGGUUGCUGACCUCAUCAUGACGCUGACAUUUCCAUUUCGAAUAAUCCAUGACACAGGACUGGGGCCUUGGUACUUCAACGCUAUCCUCUGCAGAUAUACUUCGGUUUUAUUUUAUGCAAACAUGUAUACUUCCAUCGUGUUUCUUGGGCUGAUAAGCAUCGACCGCUAUCUGAAGGUGGUAAAGCCAUUUGGGGACUCUCGCAUGUAUAGCAUAACCUUUACAAAGGUUUUAUCCAUUUGUGUUUGGGUGAUCACGGCUGUUUUGGCCUUGCCAAACAUCAUCCUAACAGAUGUUCAACCAACUAAAGAAAAUAUUCACGACUGCAUGAAACUUAAAAGUCCCUUGGGAGUCCAAUGGCAUAAUGCAGUCAUUUACGUCAAAAGCUGCUUGUUCGUGGCUGUGCUGGUGAUCCUGAUCGGAUGCUACAUAGCCAUAUCCCGCUACAUCCACAAGUCCAGCAGGCAGUUCGUGAGCCAGUCAAGCCGGAAGCGGAAACACAACCAGAGCAUUCGCGUGGUGGUGGCCGUGUUUUUCACAUGCUUUCUGCCGUAUCACUUGUGCAGAAUUCCUUUUACUUUUAGUGACUUAGACAGACACUUAGAUGAAUACGCGCACAAAAUCCUGUAUUACUGCAGAGAACUGACACUUUUCUUGUCUGCGUGCAAUGUGUGCCUGGACCCAAUAAUUUACUUUUUCAUGUGUAGGUCAUUUUCAAGAAGGCUAUUCAAGAAGUCAAAUAUCAGAACCAGGAGCGAAAGCAUAAGAUCACUGCAAAGUGUCAGGAGAUCGGAAGUCCGCAUAUAUUAUGACUAUACUGAUGUGUAGGAGUUAAAGGCUACAAGGCCUCCCCUUGUUUGUUAGAGUCAAUAUGUACAAGCUGUAAAUAAAUGUUUCUUUUGAUUAUCCUUGCUUCAGCCCAUCAAAAUGUGCAUAAACAGAGAGCUAAAAUGAUAUAAAAUCUGGGUAUAAUUUGAAACUCCAAAAAACAUUAAGGCAGACCAAAAAGUGAGAUAAAUGAGAGGUAGUGCAUGGCUAAGAGGCUGGGCUCUUGACGCAGAGCUGAAGGGGCAGAGGCAGAAAGAGCCACGUCAAUGUCAAGGCACAGCGGCCAUCUCCCAGGAAACGCUGCCACUCCACAGCCACUCUGGGGAGAAAUAAAAAAUAUAGAGAAGGGAGUUCUACCUAGCCUUCAAAUUUAAGUUUAGGGAAAGAAAAUGCUGUUUUGAAUAUAGCUCAUUUACAUAACUGAGUACAUCCUGAUUACUAGGCCUUCUGUCAUUCCAUCUGCAGAUAUGCAGGACCUUUGGCAUCACCCCUUUAUCAAUGUCCUGUU
This is a messenger RNA of Miniopterus natalensis, 2179 nucleotides long. RefSeq names its product G protein-coupled receptor 87 (gene GPR87). Gene Ontology annotation, cellular component: membrane. Gene Ontology annotation, molecular function: G protein-coupled purinergic nucleotide receptor activity. NCBI's taxonomy places the organism in Eukaryota, Metazoa, Chordata, Mammalia, Chiroptera, Miniopteridae. Gene Ontology annotation, biological process: G protein-coupled receptor signaling pathway. The record is from RefSeq and is a predicted model, not a curated record.